GGCUCGAAUCGCCCAGGAACGAUGGAUAUGUGAGUGCCCGCUCUAGCUCAUCAUUAGUAUCUUUGUAAAUCUCUCUGAUAAUGCUAGCAAUUCCAGUUUGCGGUUCUCUAGAUUUGACAGGCCUGAUUCUGGCUAGCUUUGGCACUAGCUCCACAAUUUAGUAACUUUUGCCACGCCAACAUCAAUGUCGUUGAUCAAUAUGAUUUUUUUUAAUAAUGGAAAAGAUUGUCCGGCUUCACCCUCCUCGAGGGAGGAUCAGACAACAUUAUUACACGCAGUAUGAAUCCUUCGGUUAAUUUGGACUUGGUUGAUUGCAGUUUUCUUCCCUUUGUUUCUUUUUUUUAUUAUGAUUGCGAUUCCCUUUUUAUGUUAAGCAGUAAAUGAAUUAUUGCAAUUUUCAUGAGUAAAUAAUUGCUAAUUUAGGAUCACUACAAACUAGCUGAAGUUAGGCAACACCUUUUUUUUAGAUUAAGAAAAAGUUAGGCAACACAUACUGAAGCGACUGUACAUAUUCGCUGGCUGGCUAAUGCACAGGUUGGACGGUACAGAGUUCCAGGUUGUAUCCUCAAGUGAGGAGCAGGUGGAGCUCUCUUUCAGGAGCUCAUACAACGCGUCACGUCCGGACAGCCUCCGGCUAAACGUCGACAAGAGGUAGUACUACGUCUAAACUGACGGCGGCGCAUGCAUGCUUUCAAGCCAUCAUUUAAGUUUCAGUAUCAACCAAUAAAAUAAUUUUGCAAAAAAUAAAAAUAUAACUGUUUCAUUGAGACAAUGCAGGCUUGUGAUGCUGAGAGGCAGCUCCGGGUUCUACUGCUACUCCAUCUUCGAGCACGCCCCGGAGUACCCAGCUCUCAACGUCUCGGUGGCUCGCCUCGCCUUCAAGCUCAACGCCGCCAUGUUCAACUACAUGGCGAUCUCGGACGACAUCCAGAGGUACAUGCCGAGCGCGGCGGACAGGGACCCGCCCCGCGGCGUCCCACUGGCGUACAAGGAGGCCGUCCUGCUCGUCGACCCCGUGGAGCCGGAGUUCAGAGGGGAGGUGGACGACAAGUACCAGUACUCGCUGGACAACCAGGAUAACUCGGUGCACGGAUGGAUCGGCGGCAGCGGCGAUCCGGCGGCGUCGGCGUCGGCGACGGGCUUCUGGGUCGUCACUCCCAGCAUCGAGUUCAAGAACGGCGGGCCGCUCAAGCGGGAGCUCACCUCCCACACCGGCCCCACCUCCCUCGCGGUGUUUCUAGGCCCGCAUUACGUCGGCAGGGACAUGGUGAUCCGGUUCGAGGAGGGCGAGAGCUGGAAGAAGGUGCUGGGCCCCGUCUUCAUCUACCUCAACUCCGGCGACCCGAGCCGCAAGAGAGACCUCUGGGAGGACGCCAAGGCGCGGGCGCGGGCGGAGGUCAGCAGAUGGCCCUACACCUUCCCCGGGUCGCCGGACUUCGCGAAGCCGUGCGAGAGAGGCUCCGUCACGGGGAGGCUCUGGGUCAGAGACGCCGCCGCCAAGCAGCAGCAGCAGCCUGCCGCGAUGGCCUACGUCGGGCUCGCCGCGCCCGGCCAACCUGGCUCCUGGGCCAGAGAGAGCAAGAGGUAUCAGUUCUGGACGAGGGCCACCUCCGACGGCCGCUUCAGCAUCGGCAACGUCCGGGAAGGAGUGUAUAGCCUCUACGCCUGGGUCCCCGGGGUCCUCGGCGACUACGUGCACGCCUCGUCCGUGACGGUGACGCCAGCGAGCGCCGUCGACGCCGGCGACCUCGUGUUCGAGCCCCCGAGGUCGGGCCCCACGCUGUGGGAGAUCGGCGUCCCGGACCAGUCGGCGGCGGAGUUCCACGUCCCCGACCCAGACCCGAGGUACGCGAGCCGGCUCUUCCUUGACAGGGGUACGUACAGGCAGUACGGCCUGUGGGAGAGGUACGCCGCCCUCUACCCCGACGGCGACCUCGUGUUCACCGUCGGCGAGAGCAACCACUCCAGGGACUGGUUCUUCGCGCACGUCACGAGGAUGGUCGCCCCAGGAAAGAACAACACGGUCGUGCCGACGACGUGGCAGAUACGCUUCCACCUGGACGAAGUUGUGGCGGGCGGCACCUACACGCUGCGCGUCGCCCUCGCGGCGUCCCACAUGGCCAGCCUGCAGGUGCGGGUGAACGGCGGCGGCGACAGCGGAGCCGGAGGCGCCGGCGCGCCGCCGGCGUUGCUGAUGGGCGACAACAACGCCAUCGCACGGCACGGCAUACGCGGCACGGAGUGGAACCUGGAUUUCCGCAUCGAGGGCCGCCUGCUCAACCAAGGGGACAACACCAUCCACAUCACCCAGGCGAGCGCCCUGAACCAGUUCGUCGGGGUCAUGUACGACUACAUCCGCCUCGAAGGCCCUUCAAUGUAGUGGCCCGGGACCUCUGGUCCUCUGCUAUACUCCUACUGAUUAACAAUUAAUCCCGGCUAGGAUAGCCUGGCCCUGGCCCAAAGCAAGAUCCUCUCUCAGCAAGAAAGGUAAAUGUAUACAAGAACAUUGAGCAGCUAGCAAUCAUCAGUGCUGUAUUCUACAACAUUGAGCAAUCAUCAAGAAAAAAUAUUGUUUUUGAUUAGGAAA
This is a messenger RNA of Panicum virgatum (switchgrass), 2587 nucleotides long. RefSeq names its product rhamnogalacturonate lyase B-like. NCBI's taxonomy places the organism in Eukaryota, Viridiplantae, Streptophyta, Magnoliopsida, Poales, Poaceae. The transcript has 5 exons. The record is from RefSeq and is a predicted model, not a curated record. The coding region runs from base 785 to 2380 and encodes 531 amino acids. Gene Ontology annotation, molecular function: carbohydrate binding.